AUGGAGAAUGCAAGGGGAAAUGAUACCAAUGAAUCCUCAGAGGCUCACAUGAGCCAGAUGGAACAGAUGCUCGCAGCCUUGACUGAAACAUUGACACAGCAACAGAGGCAACAACCUUUGCCCCCUCCGCCUCCACCAAAAGUUCUUUUGUCCACCUACACCUUGAAGGACGAAGCCCGAAGAUGGUGGUUGUUGAUCCGAAAGAGUAAUGAGAACUUGACAUGGGCUCAAUUUAAUGCGAUCUUCUAUGACAAGUACUUCCCUCAGUAUUUUCGGGAUCGAAAGGUUUUAGAGUUUCAGGAGCUUAAGCAAGACAAAAUGUUUAUAGCCGAAUAUAAGGCGAAAUUUACUGAACUAGCCCGGUUUGCGUCUCAUAUGGUGGACACAGAGUAUAAGAAAGCUCAAAAAUUUGAGAGUGGAUUGGACUUGGAGAUAUUAGAUCGGAUAGGAGUCCUCAACCUACCUACUUAUGUGAAUGUGCUCGAUAUGGCAUUGAUGGCAGAAACCAUUUUGGUAGCAAAGAAACAAACUCCAGCCCCAAUCACUGAGUGGAAAGAGAAAAGAUCUGGAUUUAAUUUCAAGAAGGGUCGUUCAUUUACUGUAAAUAAGAAACAAAAUACGAGAUCCUCUAGCAGCUCAAGUCAAAGCAGUGGGUCUGCAUCUGUUUGUACUCAAUGUGGGAGGAGACAUAAAGGAGUUUGCCAUCGAGUGUCUGGUGCCUGUUUCCGGUGCGGCAAAGCUGGCCAUAUGAUAAGAGAUUGUCCAAUUGGGUCAAAAGACGCCAAUCAUCUUGUAGCAAGUACAACAGGAUCUACUUCUGGAUCAAGACCAAAUGUUAGAACUAAUACGGAAAAAGAACCUUUGAAGCAAGGCCAGGUGUUCGCACUUGUACUAGGGGAUGUACAGAACACCGAAAUAGUGGUGCCAGGGAUUUAA
Messenger RNA from Camellia sinensis, 936 nucleotides. The record is from RefSeq and is a predicted model, not a curated record. Lineage: Eukaryota; Viridiplantae; Streptophyta; Magnoliopsida; Ericales; Theaceae.